CGCGGUCGGCUCACCUGGACGUCGAACGUCUAGCAUUCCACCAGCCUAUUCUCAAGACACUGUACUAGUUUUCUCUUCCAUUUCAUUCGUCUCUCCACCGCUGCGCGGCAAGUUUCUACAGUCCAGACUAAUCUCCGCUCACUUGUUAUUCUCAAGUCAGCCAUGGCACCAUUCACCUACUUGACUCUCGUCCUUGCCCUCGUCAGCUCCGCCCUCGCCGCUCCCACCCCUGCUUCAUCCGAAACGCUACUUGAGAAACGCAUAACGCACUCGGGACGUGGCACGUUCUUCGAGGUCGGCCUGGGAGCAUGCGGCAAGGUCAACAAGGAUAGUGAUCACAUCGUCGCCAUCUCAUCCUCAAUCUUCGGCUCCGGUGGGAACUGUGAACAGUUCAUGCAGAUUAAGAACAACAAGAACGGCAAAACGGCGUUCGGUCUUGUCCGGGACGAGUGCCCUGGUUGUGGCGCUGGAGACAUAGAUAUGAGUCCUUCGCUCUUUCGGGCCCUCGGCGCAUCGCUGGAUGAGGGUGUACUUGACGUUUCAUGGCAUUUCGAGAAGAAAGGCUUCAAGCCCUGAGACUGCCGCUACGUGAUGACAUUUAGGAAGGAAAAGGGGUUAAUUAUGCAGUAUCACGAUCUUGUAUGACUUGUUGGCACGAUUUUCGGGUGAAUGCUACACGUUUACGUUCAAC
Molecule: messenger RNA, 691 nt
Organism: Dichomitus squalens LYAD-421 SS1
Lineage: Eukaryota; Fungi; Basidiomycota; Agaricomycetes; Polyporales; Polyporaceae
Exons: 4
Coding region: 163-576 (137 amino acids)
Source: RefSeq, a predicted model, not a curated record